Mustela erminea (ermine) is the source of this 710-nucleotide messenger RNA. RefSeq names its product chromosome 10 C1orf194 homolog (gene CFAP276). The transcript has 5 exons. The record is from RefSeq and is a predicted model, not a curated record. Bases 115 to 630 code for a protein of 171 amino acids. NCBI's taxonomy places the organism in Eukaryota, Metazoa, Chordata, Mammalia, Carnivora, Mustelidae.
GGCAACCGAAAGUGGGCGUUCCAAACAAUUGGGAACCGGGAUCCUCCGCGUGCGUUGUGUGCGGCUGCGCGGGCUUUCCAUCCUUCACACCAGCUUCUCACUCCGCAUUUUACCAUGCCUUUCACCCGAGACCCUUUCCAGCACCCUACGUUGGAUAACGAUGAGACCUACCUGAGAAAACUCCGGGCUUCCAAGAAACUGCCAUAUAAGAACCCAGCUCACCUUGCUCAGCAACAGGAACCCUGGAGUCGGCUCAGCUCAACUCCCACAAUCACCUCCAUGAGGCGGGAUGUUUAUUUUUUUGAUCCUGAGAUACCAAAGGAUGACCUGGAUUUUCGCUUAGCAGCCUUGUACAACCACCACACAGGGACAUUCAAGAACAAAAGUGAGAUACUCUUACACCAGGAGACUACCCAGGAUACCCAUGGAAUCAUCAAGACCCAAUUCCCUGGAGAACUUUUACCCCCUCCUCCACCACCUUCCAUCACUUCCCGGUCUAACAUCAGAUACUGGAUCAACCCUAAGAAGGAGUCUAUCCACAGCAUCCAGGGAUCCAUAGUGUCCCCUCACACUGCAGCCACCAAUGGAGGCUACUCCCGAAAGACUGAUGGUGGCUUCUUCUCUACCUAAUGUUAACAGGCCCCUGGACUAAUUAAUCAUAGUGGAACAUCUGCUGCCCAUCUCCAUUAAAUAGAUUUGUGCUGGAUGAA